AUGGCGGCAGCAGCGGAGGGGCCGGACCUCCGGGCCGCCGGGGGGCGCUGCGCGCCCCCCGCCGGCAGCCGGGCGCGGGUGUACGCGGAGGUGAACAGCCUGAGGAGCCGCGAGUACUGGGACUACGAGUCGCACGUCCCGAGCUGGGGCAAUCAGGACGACUACCAGCUGGUUCGAAAGCUCGGCCGAGGGAAGUACAGCGAGGUCUUUGAGGCAAUCAACAUUACCAACAACGAGAGGGUCGUCGUGAAGAUCCUCAAGCCAGUGAAGAAAAAGAAGAUAAAACGCGAGGUUAAGAUUCUGGAGAAUCUCCGCGGCGGCACCAACAUCAUUAAUCUGAUCGACACUGUCAAGGAUCCGGUGUCAAAGACCCCUGCUCUGGUGUUUGAGUACAUCAAUAACACAGAUUUUAAGCAACUGUACCAGAUCCUGACAGACUUUGAUAUUCGGUUUUAUAUGUAUGAGCUGCUUAAGGCCCUGGAUUACUGUCACAGCAUGGGAAUCAUGCACAGGGAUGUCAAACCCCACAACGUCAUGAUAGACCACCAACAGAAAAAGCUGCGGCUCAUAGACUGGGGUCUGGCCGAGUUCUACCACCCAGCUCAGGAAUACAACGUCCGUGUGGCCUCUAGGUACUUCAAGGGACCAGAGCUCCUUGUGGACUACCAAAUGUAUGACUACAGCUUAGACAUGUGGAGUUUAGGCUGUAUGCUGGCAAGCAUGAUCUUCCGAAAGGAGCCCUUCUUCCACGGCCAGGACAAUUAUGACCAACUGGUUCGCAUCGCAAAGGUCCUGGGCACAGAUGAGCUGUAUGGGUAUCUCAAGAAGUACCACAUAGAACUGGACCCACACUUCAACGACAUCCUGGGCCAGCAUUCCCGGAAGCGCUGGGAGAACUUCAUCCACAGUGAGAACAGACACCUGGUCAGUCCUGAAGUCCUUGACCUCCUGGACAAGCUGCUGCGAUAUGACCAUCAACAGAGGCUGACUGCCAAGGAGGCAAUGGAUCACCCCUAUUUCUAUCCAGUGGUGAAGGAGCAGUCCCAGCCCAGCUCAGAAAAUGCUGUGCUCUCCAGUGGCAUGACAACAGCACGAUGA
Messenger RNA from Ficedula albicollis (Collared flycatcher), 1098 nucleotides. RefSeq names its product casein kinase 2 alpha 2 (gene CSNK2A2). Gene Ontology annotation, biological process: protein phosphorylation; regulation of chromosome separation. Bases 1 to 1098 code for a protein of 365 amino acids. The transcript is spliced from 12 exons. Gene Ontology annotation, molecular function: protein serine/threonine kinase activity; ATP binding. The record is from RefSeq and is a predicted model, not a curated record. Lineage: Eukaryota; Metazoa; Chordata; Aves; Passeriformes; Muscicapidae. Gene Ontology annotation, cellular component: protein kinase CK2 complex; cytosol; nucleus.